Molecule: messenger RNA, 726 nt
Organism: Linum trigynum
Lineage: Eukaryota; Viridiplantae; Streptophyta; Magnoliopsida; Malpighiales; Linaceae
Source: the annotation of a GenBank genome assembly
CAAAGUAACUCUUAAUUUGUUGCCCUAGCUAGUAUUAUAUAUAUGAUCUAAUUUUGAGGAAAGGGAAAAAACAACAACUAAAAAGAACAAAAAGAGUCGACUCGUUCAUUUGUUUAUCACCCGCUGAAAUGGCUGUGGCAAAAACUCUACGAUUUGUCCCUCUAGUAACAACCUUCAUCAUCAUCUUCAUUUCUACUGCCAUUACUCAUGGCCACGCGGCUAGUUUUACUCCUAGGAAGGUUUACUUGGUGUUUCUGGAUUCACAGAUUAUACCAAGUACCAAACCUGCGCAUCUAGAUCUUCUCAAGACUGUGCUUCAAGACAUCACACCAGAGGAAUCUCUUGUCUAUGACUAUCGCUCCACAAGUGGGUUUGCGGCAAAACUCAGUGAAACUGAAGCAAAGCAUUUAGCAAGUAUCAAGGGUGUGGUAUCAGUGUUUCCGAGUGAAGUUGCACACCUCGAUCGUCCUUAAUUAAGUGGAUAGUGUGGACCCAAGUUUCGGGAGACAAAAACGCUUGGAUUUGGUUAAAGAGAGAAAUAUAUAGUUGGAAACCUUUGAAUCUAGACGAUCUAUUCACUAUUGACAUAAAUUGAGAAUUUGGUAUCGUUCCAAUUUUUAGUUUCAUAAUCGAGCUUAUUACUAAGGUUAAGUUAUUUCUUUCAAGAAUUAAUACCUACUAAGUCGUUGAAUGAUUGUUUACUCUCAAUAAGUUAUCUGAGGUCCA